GAAGUGGCCAUUUUUAUAGCUGUAAAUCUUUGGUGCUUUGAAUUUUUCUUUUUCGAGAAUGGGACGAAAACCUUGUUGUGAUAAAGUUGGAUUAAAGCGAGGUCCAUGGACAAUUGAGGAAGAUCAUAAGCUGAUGAACUUUAUAUUCAACAAUGGUAUUCCUUGUUGGCGACAUGUUCCCAAGCUUGCUGGGCUUCUAAGAUGUGGGAAAAGUUGUAGAUUGAGAUGGAUAAAUUAUCUAAGACCAGAUCUUAAGAGAGGGUGUUUUACAGAAUCAGAAGAAGACGAGAUUAUUCGACUUCAUUCUCAACUCGGAAAUAAGUAAUGGAAAACAUCAUCGAAAAGAUUGCAGAUGUUGAGAUUUAAAUCUUAAACUUAUUUUGUUUUUUAUUGUAGGUGGUCUAAGAUUGCAUCACAUUUUCCGGGUCGAACCGACAAUGAAAUCAAGAACCACUGGAAUACCCGAAUCAGGAAGAAGCUGAAGCUUCUUGGUUUAGACCCUGUGACACACAAACCUAUUGAAAAUGGAGAGAAAAAUAAACAAGAAGAGACAAAGUCAGAGGAUGUAAGAAAAGAUGAUGAAAUUCAAACAACUUUGGAUGGAACAGAAACAGAUGAUUUAUUGAACAAUUAUGAAAUAUUGUGUGGAAGCUUAGAUUCUUCAUUUUCAAAGGAAGAAUCCAACAAUCCAUCAAUGGCUACUCAAGAAGAAGAUUGUUUGAAGCAAUGGGUUGAUUGUGUGGAUUCAUUUUUCUCAUGGGAUAAUUUUAUUCAUCUUGAAGAACAAAUUCCAUUUCCAUGGCUCUGAAGCUGUAUUUUUUACCAGGAAACUGCUGUUUUUUAAAGUUGCAAAAUUUCUUUGUGAUUUGAUAACUGUAAAUAUUUCUUUGUAUGGUCAGUUUGUCAUGUAUUUGAUGCUCACUCCAAUAACAAU
Gossypium arboreum is the source of this 934-nucleotide messenger RNA. RefSeq names its product transcription factor MYB20-like. The coding region runs from base 59 to 325 and encodes 88 amino acids. The record is from RefSeq and is a predicted model, not a curated record. Lineage: Eukaryota; Viridiplantae; Streptophyta; Magnoliopsida; Malvales; Malvaceae. The transcript has 2 exons.